UUUGGUUUUCGAUUUUUGUCUCUCCAUGAGGCAGAGAAAUUCAUGAAUGCUUUGAAGGGUAUCUGCAAGGAAGGGAUGGAUACUGAACCUGUUAAUACUGACAUUGGAUCUGAAAUUUCAUCACAGUCUGAGCUCACGUCCUCUAAUAGACCCCUCAAUCCGGCUUGCAAGGACUUGACUACCAUGACUCCUGUUCAGACUUAUACGCCUAAAAUAUCACCCAGCUUGUUGAAUAAUGAAGCUGAGCAAUACUCAUGCACUCAAGAAUUCACGCCUAUUGAUAACUUACAGAGCAACUUUGCAGCCUUGCCUCCAAGUUUCACCUCAUUUCUGAGCAACUGUGGCCGUGUUGUUGAACAAGUGGCAACACAACCAACUGGAUCACAGGAAGUCGAUCUCAAAUCCCAAAUCGCGAGAUAUAUGGAAGAUGCUUCCUUCCAAGAUAUGUUGUUUCAAGUGGAGAAAGUUAUCAGUGAAAUAGGAGGCGAUUCGAUGCUGUGAUUGUUCUUGGCCCUGCAUUGGCGUUUCCUCUCCGGUUGCCCAGCCAGGAGGUGGGAUUUUGUCACUUACAGCCCAAAACACGUUCUUAUUCAAAUGAUUUCGUGGCAAUAACUCUGUCUCUUUUUCUUUAAUGUAAAUCUUUUGCAUGUCUUCUGCUAUACACUCUAACAUUUUC
Molecule: messenger RNA, 676 nt
Organism: Prunus mume (Japanese apricot)
Lineage: Eukaryota; Viridiplantae; Streptophyta; Magnoliopsida; Rosales; Rosaceae
Product: protein POOR HOMOLOGOUS SYNAPSIS 1-like
Source: RefSeq, a predicted model, not a curated record